AUGAACAACAACAGCCAUGCCUCCUCCUCUUCUUGUCUUGAUCUCUCACUCGACGACGACGACGACGACGACAAUAACAACAAUAGCUGUAGUAAAUACGGUUCUGAAUCGGUUGACUCGGAUUCUCCGCCCGGUUUGAAGGAUUUAGCGAUGGAACCGUUGGAUAUAGUCGGUAAAUCGAAGGAGGAUGCUUCGCUUCCUAAAGCAACUAUGACCAAAAUUAUUAAAGAGAUGUUACCCCCUGAUGUUCGUGUUGCCAGAGAUGCUCAAGAUCUUUUAAUUGAGUGUUGUGUAGAAUUUAUAAACCUUGUAUCGUCAGAGUCCAAUGAAGUAUGUAGCAGAGAAGACAAGCGAACGAUUGCACCUGAGCAUGUACUCAAGGCUUUAGAGGUUCUUGGAUUUGGAGAGUACAUUGAGGAGGUUUAUACUGCAUAUGAGCAACACAAGCUGGAGACUAUGCAUGACUCUUUAAAAGGUGGUAAAUGGAGCAAUGGAGCAGCGAUGACCGAGGAAGAAGCAGCAGCUGCGCAGCAAAGGAUGUUUGAUGAGGCGCGUGCAAGAAUGAAUGGUGGGGUCAGUGCCCCAAAGCAGCCAGAGACUAACCAAAGUUUAGAGAGCUAA
This is a messenger RNA of Dovyalis caffra, 621 nucleotides long. NCBI's taxonomy places the organism in Eukaryota, Viridiplantae, Streptophyta, Magnoliopsida, Malpighiales, Salicaceae. The record is from the annotation of a GenBank genome assembly.